Molecule: messenger RNA, 1445 nt
Organism: Danio aesculapii
Lineage: Eukaryota; Metazoa; Chordata; Actinopteri; Cypriniformes; Danionidae
Product: cystatin-F
Exons: 4
Coding region: 164-610 (148 amino acids)
Biological process (GO): negative regulation of microglial cell activation; immune response; positive regulation of myelination
Cellular component (GO): Golgi apparatus; lysosome; endoplasmic reticulum
Molecular function (GO): cysteine-type endopeptidase inhibitor activity
Source: RefSeq, a predicted model, not a curated record
CUGUGUUCAUUUUGCAGGCUCAUGGAGUGCAUGUAGAAGCUCUUGGCCAAUGGGAAAAGCGUGUGCUGUCUGGAGGCCUGCAUGCAGCACAUGGCUGGCUGGUGGUUGAAGUGUUGCUGAACAGGAAGUUGCAGAGCAGAUUCGAGAGCUCCAACAGACCAACAUGAAGGGCUCUUAUCAGCUACUUGUCUUGCUUUUCUUAGCAAGCUUGUGUUCACCCGAGAAAGGUGGAGUGCACAGAGUCUUCAGUAGGCCGAUCCCAGGAGCUCUGCAGAACGUCAGUAAGAACGACACCGGGGUGAAGAAGGCCGUCCUGACUGGAACUUACUCUUUUAACAAUAAAUCCAAUGACGCUUUCCUCUUCAAAGCAUCAGCGGUUGAUUGUGCAAAGAGACAGAUAGUCAAAGGCGUCCGCUAUAUUCUGGAAGUGGAGAUCUCACGGACCGUGUGCAGGAAGAUGAGCCACAAUGAGGAUCUGAUCAACUGUCCCUUCCAGACAGACAGUCUGCUGCGACAGACCUUCUUCUGCCAUUUUGACGUAUGGUCCAUUCCCUGGAUGCAGAAGAUGAUGACCGAAUAUUUUAAUUGUCGUUCUUCGGACAACUUCUGACAAGUCUUUUCAGUGGAUAUACCUCAUGCUAAUUCAACACCGUGCUGAAUGUGUGCAAAUAUAACCAUUGCUGUCAUUGGUCAUCGUGUGCAGUAUCUCCCAGUGACCUUCAGUUGAUCAAACGCUGAGUUUGAGUGUAAAUUAUUCAGUGGGAUUUCAGAGGCAGUUUUUACGCACCUAAAGUAGAUCAGGAGCCAUUGCUUCAAUCCUUUCACUUCUCAUGAGUAAACUGGUCCUAAAAAUACACAAACACAUAUGAUGGGUUUGUAGGAACUGAUUUAUUUAGUUUUUAGUCUAUUUCCUAGUGUGUAUGACAUACUGUACAUGUCCUAGAUUCAGAAGUCCAUGUAUGGUCAUUAGGUGAGUACAAGCAUCUGACAGGACAGUGGUUCUCAACUGGGUUUACCUCAGAACGCAGAUUUCCGUCAUAUUAAAUUAAAAAUAUUCUCAUGUAAAAGAUGAUUAGGUGUAGGUUUGAGUAAAGGAAGAUAUUUUUGGUAACACUUUACUUGAAGGGGUCAUACUUUUACUUGUGGUGAAAGUGAAUGAGUCGUUCAGUGUCAUUCGCUCAGUUAUGACAUUUUAAAAGCAAAGAUAACAUCGUUUGUUAUGACUUGACAUAAAUACAUCACGACCUGUUUUUUGCAUGAGAACUUGACUAUCAAUAUCACUGUCAUAAAUCUGUCAUAAACAUAAUUGUCGAAGCCGUUAUUAAUGCCAUGAACAGCGUCAUAUAUAUUUUUUUUUACCUCGACUACAGUGGUACAAGCUGAAUUUGUCAUUAAAAUGUCAUUACAUAUUAAUGAUGCUGUUAAAAAUAUUUUUCUGACAGAGU